Messenger RNA from Lycium barbarum (goji berry), 1214 nucleotides. RefSeq lists its product as uncharacterized. NCBI's taxonomy places the organism in Eukaryota, Viridiplantae, Streptophyta, Magnoliopsida, Solanales, Solanaceae. The record is from RefSeq and is a predicted model, not a curated record. The coding region runs from base 296 to 889 and encodes 197 amino acids. The transcript has 4 exons.
CAAGGGGAAGAGGCAUUAAACGUAGUAGGGAAGGUCAUGGGGACAUGUCUAAUAAAGGAGGAGGAGACAACCAACAGCUACCAAACACUUCUCAGGAGGAUGUUAGUGAACCAUCAACUCUUAUGUCUCAACAGAAAAGUUAUUCUUUUCCUGAUGAGGAUAAAGUUUUCGUUCGAAAAACUUUUGAUCGGGUGGGUAGUGAAAGGUUGAGUGACAGUUUGGGAAAGCAAAGAGAGAAUUUUCAAGAACAAAGUAAAUACUGAAGUGGAUUGCUGAAGUUCAUUGGGACGGUUUGAUGCGAUAUUGGAACUCUGACGAUUUUAAGAAAAUUUCAGCAAUCAACAAGAAGAAUAGAAUGUCAUCUAAUAAUGAAGAAGGUCCUUCCUUACAUACUGGAGGAUCAGUUGCAUUUGCUGAGUACAGAAGACGACAAAAGGAACUAACUGGGGAAGAUCUUCGAAGUGAUGAAUUGUAUAUGAAGACUCACAAAACAAAAAACGAAAAGAAGUGGAUAUGUAGGAAGUCAGAAAGGAUAUGGAAUUUAGUUACAAAGAAUAUUAAGGAGAAGGUUGGUGGAACUUCAACACUAAGGAAUGAAGAAGGUCUUGAAGUAGAUGAUGGAGACCUGGAGAGAAACAAGACAACAGAUGGAGAAGGGGAAGGAGAAGAAACUAGCGAAGAAAAUGAUGUGAAUUUGUUGAAAACUAUACCGGAGGAGCAACUACUGAAAACUUGGAUAGAAACAGUUGGAGGAACAAAAAAAGGAAGAAUAUAUGGUCUUGGCCUAAAAAAUUCUUUGCUGGCAGAUUCAUCGAAUGCUAACUGUGCGUCCGCUAGUGCUCCUAAUCCUCCAAAUGUGCCUACCGAACAAAUUUUUGAAACACUCUAGUUUCAACAGCUUCUUAAUCGUGUACUGGAGCAACGUAUGGCGAAUGUGCGGGAACGUAUGCAAGCGGAUAUUCGGGAAAAUAUGGAAGCUGAAGUACAUGUCGUGGUUCGUGCUGUUGUGGCUCGGAUUCUUGGUUUCACUCCUCAACCACCACCAAAUGGCUCUGGUUCUCCCCCAAACAAAUCUUAGAUGAUUUAUGCUAUUGAUUUUUUUUAUUUAAGACAUGUUUUAUUUUACUAGCUGACUUGUUCUUCAUCAUUCAAGGAUUAAUGGUACUGUGAUUAUGCUUAUUUGAAAAUUUGAAUAGAUUUAAUUAUUUGUUUUA